This is a messenger RNA of Megalobrama amblycephala (Wuchang bream), 4839 nucleotides long. RefSeq names its product nitric oxide synthase 1 (neuronal) (gene nos1). The coding region runs from base 391 to 4686 and encodes 1431 amino acids. Gene Ontology annotation, biological process: nitric oxide biosynthetic process. The transcript has 29 exons. NCBI's taxonomy places the organism in Eukaryota, Metazoa, Chordata, Actinopteri, Cypriniformes, Xenocyprididae. Gene Ontology annotation, molecular function: calmodulin binding; heme binding; nitric-oxide synthase activity. The record is from RefSeq and is a predicted model, not a curated record.
UUCAACGUAUAAAUUCAUCGUGUUUAAUGUGAGGAUGUACACAUAUUACUGUGCAAAUAUCAUUCAUUCCUAUAUAUGCCAGUGCACUGGGGUUGUAAAACCCUCCCAUUGAGGGAGGCAGAGCGUCGGGAGGGAUGGAUGACAGAAUGACAGCAGUGCGCGCGGAAUAAAUGCUCGCGUACCGGAGCGGCAGAAGCGCAGAGCUUCUCACGCGCUGCGUGUUUAUACAGCAGCUCGCUCAGACAUGCCACGCUUCUUCUGAGUGGGACAUCAAGAAAAAAAGUCUUAACCUUCCAUCGGAAUAUUGCCAAGGGGAUAACCGCACUGUUUGAGACGAUAUUUAUAGCUUUUCAAAGUGAAAAGAUCAGCGCUGACGCACAGAAAGACACAAUGCAGGAAUCUGAGCCCAGCGUGUGUCAGCUGCAGCCCAACAUCAUCUCAGUGCGCCUCUUCAAAAGAAAGAUCGGUGGGCUGGGCUUUCUGGUCAAACAACGUGUGUGCAAGCCGCCCGUUAUCAUCUCCGACCUCAUCCGGGGCGGGGCGGCAGAGGAAUGUGGGCUGGUCCAGGUCGGCGACAUUGUCCUGGCCGUGAACAACAAGCCUUUGGUGGACCUGAGCUAUGAACGUGCGCUCGAGACCCUGAAGAACGUGUCGCCCGAGAGCCACGCCGUCCUCAUCCUCCGGGGACCCGAGGGCUUCACCACUCACCUGGAGACCACGCUGAGCGGCGACGGUAAACCCAGAACGGUUCGCGUCACCAGGCCCGUCAACCCCGCUCAGAGCAGGUCGUGCGAACGAUGCUCGCCCGUCACGCCCAACAUGACCAAAGAGCUCAGGGCGAUAGAGAACCUGUCCUCUGCCUACACUCCCGGGAAAGAACCGCGAGAGAACAAACCCUUGAUUCCCCUGCUAUCCCAGGACUCUCUGCUAAGAGAAGGAGGCCAUUCAGCCCUCCUCCUCAAUGGGGUGGAGGAGAACAACGACCUGCUGAAGGAGAUUGAGCCAGUGCUGAAGCUCAUCAAGAACAGCAAAAAAGAGAUCAAUGGAGAAGGUCAGAGAGUCAUAGACAGGAAGGAUGUCGAGGUGCAGGUGGAGAGAGACCUUGGUGUGGGAAAUGGACAGAACGCCCAGCUGGCGUCGGAUAACGACAGAGUGUUCGAUGACCUCUGGAGAAAGGACAGCAUGCCUACGGUGCUUAACAACCCUUACUCAGAGAGUGACAAGCCGCAAUCCCAUGGAAGAGUUUCCCCCACUAAGACUGUACAGAAUGGAAGUCCCUCCAAAUGUCCCAGAUUCAUGAAAGUGAAGAAUUGGGAAACUGGAGCUUUAUACAAUGAUACUCUACAUCACAGCUCCAGCACGGUUCCUAUCUGCACCGAGCGUGUUUGUAUAGGCUCUGUUAUGGUGCCAAAUCAGCACAGUCGCAAACCAGAUGAAGUCCGAAGAAAAGACGAACUGCUACCACUUGCGACAGAUUUCAUUGACCAGUACUACACAUCAAUCAAAAGAUGCGGCUCAAAGGCUCAUGUUGACCGGCUAGAAGAGGUCAAAAAAGAGAUUGAAACUUCUGGAACAUAUCAGUUGAAAGACACAGAGCUAAUCUAUGGGGCCAAACACGCAUGGAGAAAUGCAGCUCGCUGUGUGGGACGGAUCCAGUGGUCCAAAUUACAGGUGUUUGACGCUCGAGACUGCACAACCGCUCACGGAAUGUUUAAUUACAUCUGCAACCACAUCAAAUACGCCACCAACAAAGGAAACCUCAGAUCGGCUAUUACCAUCUUCCCCCAGAGGACAGACGGGAAGCAUGACUUCCGGGUGUGGAACAGCCAGUUAAUCCGGUAUGCAGGCUACAAGCAGCCUGACGGAUCAAUUCUUGGAGAUCCAGCUUCUGUGGAGCUUACAGAGAUCUGUAUACAGCAAGGAUGGAAAGCUCCAAAAAGCCGGUUUGAUGUUUUGCCCCUUCUUCUCCAAGCUAAUGGGAACGAUCCUGAGCUUUUUGAGAUUCCUGAUGAUCUUGUACUUGAGGUUCCUAUCUUACAUCCAAAGUUCGAAUGGUUUAAGGAGCUGAAUCUAAAGUGGUACGGCCUUCCUGCCGUAUCAAGCAUGCUGUUAGAGAUCGGAGGACUGGAGUUCACCGCCUGCCCCUUCAGCGGCUGGUACAUGGGGACCGAGAUCGGUGUCAGAGACUUCUGCGACAGCUCUCGAUACAACAUACUUGAGGAAGUAGCUACAAUGAUGGGGCUGGACACGAGGAAGACUUCAUCCCUGUGGAAGGACCAAGCUCUGGUGGAGAUCAACAUCGCAGUCCUUUAUAGCUUUCAGAUGUCAAAGGUUACCAUAGUAGACCAUCACUCGGCCACUGAGUCCUUCAUGAAGCACAUGGAGAAUGAGUACAGAGUGAGGGGAGGCUGCCCGGGUGACUGGGUUUGGAUAGUGCCGCCCAUGUCAGGCAGCAUUACACCUGUUUUCCAUCAGGAAAUGCUCAACUAUCGCCUAACACCUUCCUUUGAGUACCAGCCUGACCCAUGGAACACUCACGUGUGGAAAGGGGUGAAUGGAACACCCACAAAGAAAAGAGCGAUUGGAUUCAAGAAACUUGCCAAGGCUGUGAAAUUCUCUGCCAAACUCAUGGGGCAGGCCAUGGCCAAGAGAGUCAAAGCCACCAUCUUGUUCGCCACAGAAACUGGGAAAUCGCAGGACUAUGCAAAAACACUCUGUGAGAUUUUCAAGCACGCAUUUGAUGCCAAGGUGACGUCCAUGGAUGAAUAUGACACAGUCGAUUUGGAACACGAGACGCUUGUGUUAGUGGUGACAAGCACGUUCGGCAAUGGGGACCCUCCUGAAAAUGGAGAGAAAUUUGGUGCGGCUCUGAUGGAGAUGAGACAUCCCACCACCAGCGUAGAGGACAGAAAGACGUACAAAGUGCGUUUUAACAGUGUUUCUUCAUAUUCUGAUACCCGUAAAUCCUCCAGCGACGAACCUGAAACCAAAGCCAACUUUGAGAGCACUGGACCACUUGCUAAUGUCAGAUUCUCUGUGUUUGGCCUUGGCUCCCGGGCAUACCCACACUUCUGUGCGUUUGCCCACGCAGUGGACACGCUGUUCGAAGAGCUUGGUGGGGAACGAAUAAUGCGCAUGGGAGAGGGAGACGAACUCUGUGGCCAAGAGGAAUCCUUCAGAACAUGGGCCAGAAAGGUCUUCAAGGCUGCAUGUGACGUUUUCUGUGUCGGCGAUGAUGUUAAUAUCGAGAAAGCAAACGAUUCCUUGAUUAGUAACGAUCGCAGCUGGAAGAAAAGCAAGUUCCGGAUGACAUACACGGCGGAGGCACCGACGCUAACACAAGCGCUUUACAGCAUCCAUAAGAAGAAAGUUUAUGGGGCCAAAUUUCUGCAGAGACAGAACCUACAAAGUGCCAGAUCAAACCGGUCGACUAUAUUUGUGCGUCUUGAUGCCAACAAUCACGAGAGCCUGAAAUACUUGCCUGGUGACCAUUUAGGAGUUUUCCCUGGCAACAACGAAGAUCUAGUUACAACUCUUAUCGAGAAGCUGGAGGACGCACCUCCUGUCAAUCAAAUUGUGAAAGUGGAGUUCUUAGUGGAAAGAAACACAGCAUUGGGUGUGAUAAGUAACUGGACGGAUGAGAGUCGUAUUCCGCCCUGUACCAUCUAUCAAGCUUUCAAAUACUUCCUGGACAUAACCACCCCUCCUAGUCCUCAAUUAUUGCAACAGUUUGCUCCUCUAGCGACUAAUGAGAAACAGAGAAAGAGACUAGAGGUGCUCAGCAAGGGUUUGCAGGAGUAUGAGGAGUGGAAGUGGUACAAUAACCACACCAUAGUGGAGGUGUUGGAGGAGUUCCCGUCCCUCCAGAUCCCCUCCACCCUGCUCUUGACACAGCUACCCCUCUUACAGGCACGGUACUACUCCAUCAGCUCCUCUCCAGACCUCCAUCCGGGAGAGAUCCACCUCACUGUGGCGGUGGUGUCCUAUCGGCCCAAAGAUGGAGAGGGUCCCGUACACCACGGAGUGUGUUCCUCCUGGCUCAACAGCUUGGAAGAAGAUGAUACGGUGCCAUGCUUUGUCAGAGGGGCUCCAACGUUCCGUAUGCCCAAAGACAGCCAGGUUCCGUGUAUUCUGAUUGGUCCAGGCACUGGAAUUGCUCCAUUCAGAAGUUUCUGGCAGCAGAGACUCUAUGAUAUUGAAAAUAAGGGAAUCAAGGCAUGCCCCAUGAUCUUGGUUUUCGGUUGUCGGCAGUCACAGAUUGACCACAUUUACAAGGAAGAGACCAUCCAGGCCAAGAACAAGGAAGUGUUUAAAGAGCUUUUCACCGCAUACUCCAGAGAGCCUGGGAGACCAAAGAAAUACGUCCAGGAUGUGCUUCGAGAGCAGCUGUCUGAAACAGUGUACAAGUAUCUGAGAGAAGAAGGAGGACAUAUCUACGUCUGCGGGGACGUCACCAUGGCCGGAGAUGUACUGAAAACAGUCCAGCAGAUCUUUAAACUGCACGGCAACUUGACUCUGGAGGAUGCCGGCUUCUAUAUCAGCAAACUAAGGGAUGAGAAUCGAUACCACGAGGACAUUUUCGGCGUUACUCUGCGCACUUACGAGGUCACCAACCGUCUAAGGUCGGAGUCUAUUGCAUACAUCGAAGAGAGCAAGAAAGACACGGAUGAGGUGUUUUGUUCAUAGUUUCAUUUUCAGUCCAUAUCGCUGGUUUUUGCUCAUAAUCAGCCAACCAGAAGCAUGAUGGGACACCAACCAUGAUUCGGGAAAACUGUGCCAAGUUUGUCUAAUUUAAAAACGGUUUCUUCUUUUCCUUUUUUUAAAUGGAAUAUUUCAUUU